This is a messenger RNA of Trichosporon asahii var. asahii CBS 2479, 2907 nucleotides long. Its product is annotated as regulation of budding-related protein. The record is from RefSeq and is a predicted model, not a curated record. The coding region runs from base 1 to 2907 and encodes 968 amino acids. Gene Ontology annotation, cellular component: MUB1-RAD6-UBR2 ubiquitin ligase complex. The transcript has 4 exons. Gene Ontology annotation, biological process: ubiquitin-dependent protein catabolic process; establishment or maintenance of cell polarity. NCBI's taxonomy places the organism in Eukaryota, Fungi, Basidiomycota, Tremellomycetes, Trichosporonales, Trichosporonaceae.
AUGAGAGAGUCAAACUACACCUUCCCCCCGUCCAACAGGGCAGUCAUCAGCAUCAACCAGAUGCUCUAUGACAGAAGAGCCCUCGACACAAACUCGACGCUAGCAUUGCUCAACAAUCUCUGCCAGCUGACCUACCUCUCGUCGACGUCGCCGAGGAUACGAGAGGUCCUCACUAUGGACGGGGGCCUCGAACGGCUGCUGGACAUCUUAAGAGACUCUUGCCUGCCGCGCGAGCCUACGAUGCCGGAUCUCUGGGGUCUCAACGGACCAUGCACCGCACGUACCAUCAACGUCGACCACGCCAUCUCCCUUCGCCACUCGCUCGCGUUUCAGUGCGUCGUCAACAUUGGUGUGCGCGGCAACGAAGCGAUUCGUAGCCGUGUCGUGCAGGCCGGUGCAUUGGAUAUUGUCGCCCAGAUCCUCGAGUCAUGGCUCAAGAAGAACGGCAUUGCAAUCCACUCGUCAUCGCUGGGAUCUCAGGCUGCUGUCGAUGCCCUCGCUGCGGGUGUCCCGCUUCCGGGGACGGCGUCCAGGCGUCAUCGGCCAUCGGGCUCAUCUCGCAGCCACCACCACCGGGACCGGGGGGACCGUGACCAGCGCGAUCAACAACAGGCUUCCGCAUCUCAAGCACCGUCACAACCCCAGUCGCAGUCACAAGCACAGCCGCAGCCUCAAUCCCCCCAUCCUCCCGCAGCCACCGCCAACGCUCACGCCUACCCGCCUGGCGCCGCCCCGCCGCCAAACACACUGCUCUCCGCGGCCCAUGCGACAGCCACCGCUAACGCAGCUGGGCAGCCCAACUCGAGAGGGCUGCAGUAUGUCGCCAACCUGAUCACCAACCGUUUGAACCCGAGGCAGCAACCGGCUGAGCAAGUUACUGUUACGCGAGCACCCGUGACCACGAACUCGGUCGACACGGAUGUCGACAUGGCCGACGGCGAGACUGAGGGUGGGGAAACUGACACGGCAGGGGACACGGAUACUGGCGCAGACAUUAGCAUGGACAUUGAGGACAGUGGUGCGCCGUCACCAGACCGUGACGCAACCAUUGGCCCGGCGGCUGGAACGACGACCACCCCACGACCACGCCUUCCUCUGCUCCCUCUGCAGAUCGGCCGUCGCUCACCCGACCAACCGCAAGGCACCAGCAACGCUACAUCGCUGUCCGAGGACGAGCCGACCACCGCUAUUCCUCGCGCUCGGUCGGACAACAGUCUCGCCAUGUCGAACGCGCAGGCUGCGGCUGAGACCGGACGCCCGACUUCCGGAAUGGCGUCCAGGCUCCACCAGGUCGCUACCGAGGCUGUCAGCACCCAGUCGAGCCCGAUGGGCAGCCCGACGCACCAUGAGCACGUUGAGGGAAUGCGGGGACGUCGCGGGACUAUCGUUGGACGACCGCUGCUCCUCCCGCCGAGGGAGCAGCAGCCCCGCACGGAUGACAGCGAGAUCUCGGAUGCCGCCCCUGAUCCAGACCUUGCACGCACGACGCUGAGUGCCGGAUUUGCUGCCGCGGCCGCGAAUGCUGCUAUGGAAGCCGCCACCGCCGUUCAGAACCAGCCGGACAAUGCGCCUCAACCCGCCAUCGUUGAGCAAGCUGGUACGAACGAGGAGCCUGAUCCCGAGAUCCUCGCCGCCGAGCAGGCCCGCUUCGACAUGGAGGCCGGCGCUCCGCCCGGCCAGCCCGGUGCCGCGGCUCAGACCCCCCGCGUGACUCCCAACGACGGCCCUCUGCAGAACACGACCGUCGCGGAGCUCAUCGCCCAGCCCGUUCAGGCGCAGCCCGCCCAGAUCAUCAUCGCCAAUGGAGCGCCUCGCGGAUUCCAGGACCUCGGAGCUUACGUGGGAGUGAGCCUCCUGCUCAACCCGGAGGGCACCAACUACUCGGAGGACAACAUUCUGCUCGCUCUGCAGCUUUUGGCGUAUCUCUCAAAGUACCCUCACGUUCGCUCCACGUUCCACCACCCCCGCAGGCCGAUGCACAGGACGUUCGACCUCGGCCCCGACGACACCGACUACCCUCUUCCGCAGCGACCGGCGUACUCCGAGACUCCCAACAUCUUCUCUUUGGUGGAGCGCUUCACCUUCCGCGCCUCGCCUCGGACCCUCACAUGUACAAGAUCCCCAGCGACAUCCACUACUGGGCCGGUGUCAUCAUGCGCAACGCAUGCCGCAAGGACGACGCCCGCGGCGGUAUCCGCCAGUGCGCCUACAUGUCGUGCGGCCGAUGGGAAGUGUUCCCGAGAGAGUUUGCCAAGUGUCGCCGGUGCAGGAAGGCCAAGUACUGCUCCAAAGAGUGCCAGAGCAAAGCCUGGAGCGAGGGACACCGUUUCUGGAACCGAGCGAGGCUCGCGGGGCGGUGAAGGUCGUGGUGGUGGCGGUGGCGGUGGUGGCAGCCGCCGUGACCCUCCUCCUGCCGACGACGACGAUGACGACGUCGACAUGGAUGGUGGUGCCUUAAGUGGUGGCAGCCGCCGUGACCCUCCUCCUGCCGACGACGACGAUGACGACGUCGACAUGGAUGGUGGUGCCAACGGUGGUGCCGGGGCUCGCGCUGCCGGCAGCGGUACCACACAGGCCGCCCCCACACCUCUUCCGACCGCCCGCGGCGUCACCCACCUCGCUGGUCCUCCUCCCGCUGGCGCUGCUGCCCCCGUUAUGCCUCAGCGCACCGCUCCCCUCUUCGCUCCGUCGGUCGAUCGUCCCCCCAACCCCACUGUAACCAUUUCACCCCCUCCAUCAGCAUCCGCAGCAUCGACAUCAUCCGAGACGACCCCGACGCGCGAGACGACGCGGCGCCCGUCCCCCGACCGCAGCGACGAUGGUGUUCCGUCGUUCCUGAAGUCGGGUCGCGAGGCCGGCCCCUCAUCGACAGCGGAGAUGAACGCUGCGAUGCUGAGGCGCCGUUGA